Messenger RNA from Chenopodium quinoa (quinoa), 2196 nucleotides. Its product is annotated as tRNA 2'-phosphotransferase 1-like. The coding region runs from base 1116 to 1988 and encodes 290 amino acids. NCBI's taxonomy places the organism in Eukaryota, Viridiplantae, Streptophyta, Magnoliopsida, Caryophyllales, Amaranthaceae. The transcript is spliced from 11 exons. The record is from RefSeq and is a predicted model, not a curated record. Gene Ontology annotation, molecular function: tRNA 2'-phosphotransferase activity. Gene Ontology annotation, biological process: tRNA splicing, via endonucleolytic cleavage and ligation.
AGGGUCAGCCACUGCCCUCACUUCCAUUUUCUCUCUCUUCUCCUCUGUUCUUCCGCCCACCUUUCUCUCUCCUCCAUUGAAGCGCACUCAGAGUUCUCCAUUGAAGCCGCUUCUUAGAGUUCUCCAUUGAAGCGCACUCAGAGUUCUCCAUUGAAGCCACUUUCUCAGCUUCUCAGGUAUUCGGCACGACGCUUCAUUCCCUUCCAAUUUGCAGUAUUAUAACAAGAUUUGCAAGCGGGAGAUUGUUAAUAUUAUUGCUGAAGAAUUAAGGUUGAUUAUCGAUUUUUCUGAAUUUACUUCGGUUUGAAUUAUUGAUGUUCAAUUUCUGCGAAUUGUAUCGGCUGUUUUGUUGAUUGUUGCCGCUUUAAUAUUGGCCCGUUUCGCUUUAACCUCGACCAUGACCCGACACUGACCCGUUAAAUAUCCAUCAUGGCCCGCAACCGACCCGCCCCGCUAACGACCCGCACAAUAACCACCCCUAGGGAUGUCAGUGGGGCGGGUCUAGUAGGAGAUCCGCCAUCGGGGCGGGGAUGGGUCUAGCUUUGGCUGGUCGCGGGGUGGGGAUGGGUCUAAAAUCCAUACCUGCCAUGGGUGAUGAGGCGGGGGUGGUUUUUUAUGUAAUACUCGCCCCGCCCCACCCCGCCUGAUCCACCCCGUACCCGCCCAGCCCCGCCUGACCCACCCCAUUUCCGACCCAUACCCGCUUUAUACCCACCUCAUACCCGCGUAAGACCCGACCCAUAGCAUACAGGUGAUAAUAAUGCUAUAAAAAAAAAAAAUAUUACUACACCUAAUGUCCUAAUGAAAUCUCUAGAAGACUAGAACCCAGUAACCCACUUACCACCCUCAUUCUCAAAACAAAAACACUAGCCUACUCUCUCAGUCGUCUCUCCUCUCACCUCUCUCCUCUCAAGCGCUGAAUCUACUUCCUCACACCCCUCUCUUCGAUCCUUCUUCUUCAACCUCAUGUGCAAUCGGAUCAGUUUCGACUAAAUGGAUUAAGUUAAUCUCGCCGCUCCUAUCAAAUCUCUCCUCUCAACGCUCCGAUCUGCAAUUCUUCAAUUCUAUUUGCGAGUUUCAUUCGAUCCUGCAACUCAUUCAAUUUAGGAACAUUAAUGCUCCGAAGAUUGCCGGUAACAAUAGCAUCAAAGGCUAUCAAUUACCCAAUUUAUCUUCGUCUUCUUCCUCCGCGACAAUUCUCUCUCCUUACAAUGGAUGGAGGCAGGGAAAGCAGUAGCUUUUCCUUCUCCUCUUUACCGAGUUUAGCUGGAGGAAGAAAGCAUGGAGACACGAGAAGCAAUCGUGGUGGAUCAAGAGGCCGUGGUCGUGGUCGUGGUGCUCCUACUGGUACUUCAGAUAGAAUUGAUACUCUUGGUAGACUGUUGGUACGUAUAUUGAGACAUAAUGCGACGGAGCUGAAUUUGGACAUGCGUAGUGAUGGAUAUGUCAAGCUUCAAGAUUUAUUAAAGCUGAACAUGAAAACAAGGUCAAAUAUCCCAUUAAGCUCACAUUCUAUUGAUGAAAUUAGAGAAGCUGUAAGGAUAGACAAUAAGCAGAGGCUUGGCCUUUUGGAAAAGGAUGGAGAACUGUGGAUACGUGCAAACCAAGGUCAUACUGUAAAGUCUGUAGAGAGUGAGAGUUUAUUGAAGCCGAUCCUUUCUGCUGAAGAGGUCCCUGUUUGUGUUCAUGGUACAUAUAAGAGGCUUCUUCAAUCUAUUCUUGCAUCUGGUCUCAAGCGAAUGAGCAGGUUGCACAUUCACUUUGCAUGUGGCUUACCAUCAGAUGGAGAAGUAAAAAGUGGUUUUAGGCGUGAUGUUAACAUGAUAAUCUUCAUAGACACAACGAAAGCAAUGGAAGAUGGAAUGAAGUUUUACAAGUCUGAAAAUGGGGUAAUACUGACAGAAGGCUUUGAUGGCGUUGUCCCUGUUAAAUAUUUCCAGAAAAUCGAGUCAUGGCCUAAAAGAAACCCGGUGCCUUUCCAAGUUUAAAUUAUUUAGACAAAUGUAUUACUUCCUGUGUACCCUUAUUAUAGUUGGAUCCGUAUACAAGUAUUCUUUUCAUCAACAUGUCCACGUUGGACUUUGUGACUCACAAAACAAUCUGAUUUAAAUAGGAACAGAGGUAGUAUUAAUGAGGUUAUGUGAAAUUGACAUGAUAUAGUAUAUUAUGUAAAUGAAAAUUCUGCUGUUAAGCUGA